GGCUCGCUCUCGUUCCGUUUCCGGUUCCGGCCCCGCUGGCUUUUGUUCCUGGUGGUCAGACGUCACGGUUGUUGGACCGUAACCGCGGAAGAUGCUGCGCAAUCUGCUGGCUCUCCGACCUCUUGCUCAGAGGACCAUCAGCACUGCUUCACGCAGGCAUUUUGAAAACAAAGUUCCACAGAAACAAAAGCUCUUCCAGGAGGACAAUGGAAUUCCAGUGCAUCUAAAGGGUGGGGUAACUGAUGCCCUCUUAUAUAGAGCCACUAUGAUUCUUACAGUGGGCGGAACUGCGUAUGCCAUAUAUCAGUUGGUUAUGGCAUCAUUUCCCAAGAAGCCGGAAUGACUUCAGUUAAACCAGCAAUCACGGGGCUCAGUUCAUCAGCUCUCUGGACCAGUAAUAUGAUAAAUAACUGAGCUCUUUGGGGAUCAAUAUUUAUUGACUUGUACUAACUGCCAUCAAUAAAGCAGUCUUUACCAUU
Molecule: messenger RNA, 479 nt
Organism: Chinchilla lanigera (long-tailed chinchilla)
Lineage: Eukaryota; Metazoa; Chordata; Mammalia; Rodentia; Chinchillidae
Product: cytochrome c oxidase subunit 7A2, mitochondrial
Exons: 4
Coding region: 92-343 (83 amino acids)
Biological process (GO): regulation of oxidative phosphorylation; mitochondrial respirasome assembly; mitochondrial electron transport, cytochrome c to oxygen
Source: RefSeq, a predicted model, not a curated record